GUUUGCGCGUCUCGCGAGCGUUGCCGUGACUGACUGAGGUAGAGACGCCUGCUGCGCGUCCGGCUACAGUGAGGCCGAGGCUGCGUGAGGCGAACGGGAGCGGUGACCAUGUUCCGAGCGGCGGCAACUAGGCGAUUGCAGCAGUCGGCCUUAUUGCUACGAUUUCAGAGUACCCUGGUAAUAGCCGAGCAUGCAAAUGAUACCCUAGCACCCAUUACAUUAAAUACCAUCACUGCAGCCAAACGUCUUGGAGGUGAGGUGUCCUGCUUAAUAGCUGGAACCAAAUGUGACAAGGUGGCGCAGGAUCUCUGCAAAGUAGCAGGUGUAGCAAAAGUUCUGGUGGCUGAGCAUGAUGCAUACAAGGGCCUUCUUCCAGAGGAACUGACACCAUUGAUUUUGGCAUCUCAGAAGCAGUUCAAUUACACGCACAUCUGUGCGGGAGCAUCUGCCUUCGGAAAGAACCUUUUGCCCAGAAUAGCAGCCAAACUUGAUGUCGCCCCAAUUUCUGACAUAAUUGCAAUCAAGUCACCUGACACAUUUGUGAGAACUAUUUAUGCAGGAAAUGCUUUGUGUACAGUGAAGUGUGAUGAAAAAGUGAAGGUGUUUUCUGUCCGAGGAACAGCUUUUGAAGCUGCAGCAACAAGUGGAGGUAGUGCCAGUUCAGAAAAGGCAUCAGCUACUUCCCCAGCGGGGAUAUCAGAGUGGCUUGACCAGAAAUUAACCAAAAGCGAUCGACCAGAGCUAACUGGUGCCAAAGUGGUGGUAUCCGGUGGUCGGGGUUUGAAGAGCGGAGAGAACUUUAAGUUGUUAUAUGAUUUGGCAGAUCAACUACAUGCUGCAGUUGGUGCUUCUCGUGCUGCUGUUGAUGCUGGUUUUGUUCCCAAUGACAUGCAGGUUGGACAGACAGGAAAAAUAGUAGCACCAGAACUUUACAUUGCUGUGGGAAUAUCUGGAGCCAUCCAACAUUUAGCUGGGAUGAAAGACAGCAAGACAAUUGUGGCAAUUAACAAAGAUCCAGAAGCUCCAAUUUUUCAAGUGGCAGAUUAUGGAAUAGUUGCAGAUUUAUUCAAGGUAGUUCCUGAAAUGACUGAGCUAUUGAAGAAAAAAUGAUUCAUGAUCAUGUCUUAAGGAGAAAAAUUAUGAGAGUAUUCAGCUGCAAUUAUAGAAAAUUUGUGGCUGUUAUAACAGUCAUUGGAAAGCUGCGUUUCAGAACUUGAGAAAAAAUUCUAACAAAUGACACAAUGCUUUUUUUAUGGGGCUAUUAUGUUUCUUUUAAAUUGUGGUUCCAAAAAAGAAUUUUUGAAGUUUUCUAAUUCUGUAAUCAAAUAUAUAAUAAAGUCUUUCCACAGCUUAAAAACUA
Artibeus jamaicensis (Jamaican fruit-eating bat) is the source of this 1360-nucleotide messenger RNA. RefSeq names its product electron transfer flavoprotein subunit alpha (gene ETFA). Gene Ontology annotation, cellular component: mitochondrion. The coding region runs from base 109 to 1110 and encodes 333 amino acids. The transcript has 12 exons. Gene Ontology annotation, molecular function: electron transfer activity; flavin adenine dinucleotide binding. The record is from RefSeq and is a predicted model, not a curated record. Lineage: Eukaryota; Metazoa; Chordata; Mammalia; Chiroptera; Phyllostomidae.